CUAUGAGCAGGCGGGACACAGAUCUUGUUGCCCGGGCAAGAGGGAGCUUCCAAGGAAAGUCAACAGGCAGACUUGGAUAUUGUAGUUUUUAAAAACAUGUUUUACCAUAUUUGAAAACGUACAAAAUAACGGGUAAUGUAUAAUAUAUAACGUUUGAUGGUUUCUCUUUUCUGGUGCAGUGGAGAAUCGCUGUGCCGACCGUAAAGGGGGAAAUUUUACGCAGGAUGCCACCAACUGGAGAGACGCAGGACGCACAGCGACAGACAAGGAUGGGGGCAUGCCGGUCAGUUGUCAUAGACACGGCCAAAUUGAUUCGUUUUUUCAUAUUUCAAAUGAUGGUGGGGAUAUUUUUCUAAUAAAUUGUUUCUGAUGAAUACAAAACAGAUGGCAGAUAUGCAAGAGGUGCCUCUUAUCAAAAUGGAGAACCAUGGCACCAGCAGACCGGAAGAGAUUGUCCAACUGGUCAGUGAGAGCAGUGAGAAGGUUGUGCCAGAACCAGGUUCUUCAUCAUCUACUGAAACCACAGACCUUCUGGACCAGCAGGGCAACAGACACAGAGCUCCAGACACCUCACUCAAUAUAGAACCUGAAAACCAGACGUUCCAGCAUCCAGCAUCACAAUACAACAGAGCAACACAGGACCAUCAGGUUGCUGAGUGUGUGACCUGGGAAACUGACCAUCAACCCAUAGCAUACAGCCUGUCUCAAUGGACAGAGAACCAAGAGACUGACAACCCAACUGUGAAUGCACUUCACAAUGCAGGGCCAAACUCCAAUAGGGUGUCUGGACAUCCAGAGAAGAGAGGGGCUCCUGGUAACUCUGGGGUCUACAUGUCAGCUUUGGGCUCUCUGGACUGGGUGCCUGAUGUGGUGAUGGUGGACUCAGUUCCCAUUAAAGUGGAGGCAGAUAUGAGUUCAGAAUGGAGCAUAACUGGCCAAGAGGCAACAUCUGGAGAGGUCUGUUCAGACAGCAGGCAGCUUGUGGACAACAGAGGAAGAGGGGGAAUGGAGUCUGGACAGACAAAGUGUCCCACUGACACUCAACAUGCAGAGCAAGGGAGAACUGUAGGAUCAAGGUCCAAGAUGUCAGAUUUCAAUGGACUGUCCACCAUAAACAGCUUUUCAUCCCCAAGGGUUACCCUCCACCAGGUUCCCCAAAGAGGGAAGCCAGCCAACUUCCCGAAUUUCAACAGAGGCUCCACUUCUUCAUUGAAAGGCAUAGAAAAACAGCCGCAACAGCUGACGUCUUGCUCCACCAAGAGGCAGCUCCGGUGCAGCCUCUGUGGAAAGCUCUUCCCCAAGCCGGCGCACCUGCAGAGGCACAUGCGGGUCCAUACGGGGGAGAAACCGUACGGCUGCAGCCACUGCACCAAGCGCUUCUCCCACAGCCACCAGCUGAAGAUGCAUGAGAGGGUGCACACCGGAGAGAAACCGUUUCAAUGUGUCUACUGCGGGAAGUGCUUCACCCAGUCUGGCCACAUGAAGAAGCACCUCCUCGUCCACACUGGUGGCAGACCACAGGACGUUGUGCUGCCCUGAAUGUUCCAGGGUGAAGUUUCCCCUAGGUACAGAUCUUGGAUCAGCUUCCUCUCCCCAAUCCUAACCUUAAACAUUUGUUCUAAAAAAAUGCAGAACUGCCCCAAGAUCAGCAUCUAGGGGCAACUUCACAAUAAUGAUAGGCAGUGCCAGGAGUUUUCCCUCACCACAUGACCAGACCAGGGAAAAAUUCCUGGCCCUAGUUGUAAGGGGAAUGGCUCCACACUACUGGGGUUUUCCUAUGAAGACUGGGUCCAUGUGUUUUUGUAUUGUUUUAUUGGAAGUAUUUAAGUUUUCUUGUUUUUCAAUCAACAAACACAACAAUCCACAUUCACAGAUGUGGCAGACAUAAAACAUAAACAAACAACACAUUUGCAGCAGCACUAUCCGUGAACGUGUUAGCUAUUUCCAGCUUUAGCUGAGACAACGAGCAAAUAACUUGUUUUACAGCACUGUACACAACAUGUGUAUAUACACACAUUUCCUUAAUCUCCCCAUUCUGUCCAGUUUGAAAUAUAGUUGAGUAGUGGAGACCAGAGUCAAUUGAACCUGCACCGUCUCUUGCUGAGGUCACAAGGGAGCUUUUCAAGAGGAAGAAAGUCAACAAUCUGGUCAAUCCACAUUUUAAAUGUAGGACAGGAAUUAGAAGCCCACCUUGGUAGAAUAUUUCUUUUUUUAGCAAAGUAUGUGAUAGUCAUAAACACAUUUUCUGUGUUUAGAUCAAGAACAAAGUCCUGCUAAGCAUUAAGAAGAGCCAUGGUGUCAUGUCAAACUAUAUCUAAUAUUUUCUAUGCAGCAGUGUGUAUAGAUUGCCAAAAUCUGUCAGUCUCCCCGCAAUGCCAAAAUAUGUGCAUGUAAGUUCCACUUUCAGACACAGGAGGUUGGUGGCACCUUAAUUGGGGACGACGGGCUCGUGGUCAUGGCUGGAGCGGAAUUGGUGGAAUGGUAUCAAAACACAUGUUUUGUAUGUGCUUGGUGCCACUUACUCCAUUCCAGUUAUUAUAAAUCGUCCUCCCCUCAGCAGCCUCCACUGCUUUCAGAUGUACAUCUUUUACAAUCAGGAGAAAUGUCUGUAUUCAUUCUAUGGAGUCUCACUGGGGUGUAAUACA
This is a messenger RNA of Salmo salar (Atlantic salmon), 2645 nucleotides long. RefSeq names its product Zinc finger protein 135 (gene zn135). Lineage: Eukaryota; Metazoa; Chordata; Actinopteri; Salmoniformes; Salmonidae. Gene Ontology annotation, biological process: regulation of transcription by RNA polymerase II. The record is from RefSeq and is marked provisional. Gene Ontology annotation, molecular function: RNA polymerase II cis-regulatory region sequence-specific DNA binding; DNA-binding transcription factor activity, RNA polymerase II-specific.